AUGUGCUUCGCAAUAAUCGAUUCAGGAACUUCUGGCGAGCUUUGGAAAACCAUAACCAGUGUAUCCAAAGCGGGUCAGAAAAAGGGACGUAUGAAUACGAGGCAACCGAUUCGUAAUCUAAAUCGGUUCUAUCGGAUUGGAUCUAGUCCAAUGAAAGUGCAGUUUCCUGGGCUUAACGCCCCGCUCAAUACUAGUGAUCCAGACAUAAAGAUUGCUGAACAGUCAGAGGACGAGAUCAAGGAAGGUCAACUGAGUGUAAGAAAGGCUUUGGAGGAACAGAAAGAUAUUGGCAAACGACGUUUCCGAGAAAAAUUGCACCCACUGGAGCGUGGUUUCAGUGGAAGUCAACUAGUCGGACAGAAGCUUGGUCCGCCGGCUCCUGUCGAUGGAGUCUCUUUCGAAGACUUCCAAACGUACUGCCUAGAGGUUAAAAGAACGUCCAACAUGACGCGAGUCUUCGGUCGUGUACAUACUAUGGCUGCUCUCGUGAUAACAGGGAACGGUAAAGGCCUAGCUGGAUAUGCAGUGGGCAAGGCACCACUUCACAGAACAACAACUGCGAUUGUAAAUGGUAUGAAUAUGGCUUCCAGAAAGUUGUUUUUUGUAGAGCUUCUUGAAGGUCGCACCAUUUAUCAGGAUUUUUACGCGGAAUGUCGCAACACCAGAGUGUUUGCGCAACGUCGUCCUCGUGGAUUUGGGCUCACAUGCCAUCCUAGGUUGACAAAAAUUUGUGAG
Molecule: messenger RNA, 735 nt
Organism: Ostertagia ostertagi
Lineage: Eukaryota; Metazoa; Nematoda; Chromadorea; Rhabditida; Trichostrongylidae
Source: the annotation of a GenBank genome assembly